UGCAUAGUUCCAGCGUCCCUGGCGUUAGCGAUUGCAUGGUAUGCAGUCAAAUGAUGAUGGCCAUAACUUUUGGGUGCAAUCCUCUCAGGUCUGUUUCUACGCGGCCUACGGCACGACAGGCCUUGCAGCAGUCUGGUUCGCCUUCAUCAAUUUUAUUGGAGAUGAGCUGCACCAUCCGUUGGAUUUCUUCUCAAACAAGAUGCGCACGAGGCCUUACUGGUAUUUGCUAGUGCUAGCUGCAACUGGGGGACUACUUGGCCUUGACAUGGCCAGUGGGUACUUGGAUGAGCUGUCCAAGACACUUCCAGAGCUUGUUGUUUGCACCAACCUGGAGGGCUUCGUUCUUGUCGGAACGAUGAUGUUUGCGGAGUCUGCCGGGGCGGCAAUGGUGACAAUGUUGGCUCACAUGAUCAUUACCAAAGGUCUUGUGGUGAUUGUGACUAUUCCGACAGCACCAUUUAUGCCAGGAGCGGUCUACUCAAAUGCAUACUUUCUGCUGCACAUGUUCUUCGUCUUCUUCCUUAAGGUGGGAGCGGAGCGGCAUGCGAGAUACUUGGUCAAGAUUGAGUACCAGUCAAAGCUUGUCUUGUCUGAAGGCGCCGAGCGUGUCCCACAGCUUUGGGCACGCACCAUCCUGCGAGGCUGUCCUAUUCUCUUGGUAGUAACGGACAUCUUAUUCUUAGCAGUGUACCUCAUGUCUCGAGGGGAGUACGGAAAGGCCAUCACCAUCCUGUACUUCAUCACCGCAAUUCUCAUGCUGCUGGGCUGUUGCUCCCAGUACAAAUCUGGCACAACGGUUGAAUGAUUUUAUGUUUCACUUGAAUGUUUCUUGUAUGGAAUCCAGUAGAGACAUGCAAAGCGUGACUCGCAAGCCCCACUUCAUCAACCUUGGAUGGAGUCAGGGUGCCGUCGAUGCGCGGUGUCGAGAAACUAUCGCCAGGCUGUUUGACAUGCUUGAUGCUUAUACAGCUGAGUGCCCAGUUGUUCAGUUGUUCCAAAUCGCAUUAUUUUCCCUUUGGCAGCGGUGGGGAUUGUGGAUCAGCCAUGGACAG
This is a messenger RNA of Effrenium voratum, 1052 nucleotides long. The record is from the annotation of a GenBank genome assembly. Lineage: Eukaryota; Dinophyceae; Suessiales; Symbiodiniaceae.